UUGGAGUCCUAAGGACAUGUUCUAAUGAUGCAACAUGGAAGAUUUCAAGGUCAACAGAAGAUUAUCAGUUGGAAAGAUGUUGAGCCAACAGAUUUGCUAAAUAUAAGCUGUCUACAAGGGACUGCAUGCUCUACCAGUGACGUUAACUUUAGAUACACCUGUUAGACCCGCAGCCAAAACAACAUGCAGCUCGCCUCCGGUCUACUCUUGUUUGGCGUCGUGUUCAGCACGAAGGGAUUGUCCGUUGCUGGGGAAGAUGACGAUGAACCGGCUUCCUUGCGUUAUUCAAGACAACUUUCAGAUGACGGCUCCGACAAUGCAACUACUUCGACGUUCGAAUCAGCAACUACAAGCGACGACUUGGGAACAACCCCUGCUUCUAUGGAAGUGGUACUGGAGAUGUUGGACAAAUAUGACCAAAGACUGAGACCUGAUUUCAGAGGCGGUCCCGUUACAGUGACCUUUCAGCUGUAUAUCCUCACUAUGGGAUCUGUAUCAGAAUCCUCCAUGGAUUAUGUCGUGACGGUGUUCCUGCGACAACAAUGGAACGAUCCUCGCUUCGUUUACACUGGCUUCGACGGUAACCUCACUCUAUACGACACCGUAAUUGGUAGGUACUCAUGCUACAACAACUCUUUAUGA
Branchiostoma floridae (Florida lancelet) is the source of this 642-nucleotide messenger RNA. Its product is annotated as glycine receptor subunit alphaZ1-like. Bases 184 to 642 code for a protein of 152 amino acids. Gene Ontology annotation, biological process: monoatomic ion transport. The record is from RefSeq and is a predicted model, not a curated record. Gene Ontology annotation, cellular component: membrane. Gene Ontology annotation, molecular function: extracellular ligand-gated monoatomic ion channel activity. The transcript is spliced from 7 exons. Lineage: Eukaryota; Metazoa; Chordata; Leptocardii; Amphioxiformes; Branchiostomatidae.